Rhipicephalus sanguineus (brown dog tick) is the source of this 627-nucleotide messenger RNA. Its product is annotated as astacin-like metalloprotease toxin 4. Gene Ontology annotation, molecular function: metalloendopeptidase activity; zinc ion binding. The coding region runs from base 117 to 620 and encodes 167 amino acids. Lineage: Eukaryota; Metazoa; Arthropoda; Arachnida; Ixodida; Ixodidae. The transcript has 4 exons. The record is from RefSeq and is a predicted model, not a curated record. Gene Ontology annotation, biological process: proteolysis.
CGCAGCUAAUGUAUCUCUGACAUUUGCAGCGCACUGCAGUGACGGGUGAUCGGCUUCUGUGGCCUGGAGGCAAAAUACCUUUCGUCGUCGAGUCAAGCCUUGGUCGAUACACGGGGAUGAUUCAGCAGGCGAUCGACGAGAUUGAAAGCAAGACUUGCGUACGUUUCAUACCACGCACCACGGAAAGGGACUACGUGACCAUUUUCCGUGGAUCAGGGUGCUACUCAGCCAUCGGCCGCAUGGGGCGCGCUCAACCAGUAUCGCUCGGCUACGGCUGUCUCUACAAGGGCACCAUGGUGCACGAGCUGCUGCACUCUGUAGGCUUCUACCACGAGCACUCACGCUCCGACAGGGACAUCUACAUCGACGUGUUCACGGAAAACGCGAAAAAAGAUGCUGUGCCCCAGUUCGAGAAGUUGAAGUCAUGGCAGAACCGCCUGCUGACGCCCUUCGACAUGGAGUCGGUCAUGCUGUACGGCUCGCACGCAUUCGCCAGGGCGCCAGGACUUGUCACCAUGCUGGCCAAGGAUGGCGGCCACCUGACGGAGGUCUACGACAAGCCAGGAUUGAGCGCCUCCGACGUUAUUCGCGUCAAGAAGCUCUACAACUGUUCGGAUUAAAAGGACU